AUGUCGAGUCUUUCAGAAGAGCGUGAUCCAGAAUCUGGUGUGGUGAGUCGGCAAGAUGUGGCAGACCAAGCGACGGAGACAACUUCUCUUCUCAAUGCAUCUCAAUCUCCAGUUUCAUCAUCGAGUAACUCUUCAACCGCCGUUUUCAAGAUUGUCUUGGUUCUCAUCAUUGGGUCCUUCACUGCCAGUGCUGAUGGGAGUCUCGUGCUAGCCACACAUCCGACAAUUGCGAGCGAGUUCAAUGCCUUGUCUGCGUCCAACUGGCUGUUCGUCUCUUUCAACCUGGCUGGAGCGGCUACUCAAGCCGUGGUGGGCAAGCUCAGUGACAUAUAUGGGAGAAGGAAUCUCAUCGUCACUGCGUAUGCGCUCUUUGCGGCCGGUUGUAUUAUCGUGGGAACAGGCACUUCCAUGGGAUUAGUUAUUCUUGGCCGAGUCAUCUCAGGUGCCGGUGGAUCAGGGUUAACCAUACUGGCUAUGCUAAUUAUCACAGACUUGGUACCUUUGCGUGAGGCUGCAGCUUGGCAAUCAUACCUCAAUCUCGCUGCCACGACUGGUCGUAGUCUAGGCGGGCCUCUUGGAGGCUGGCUGGCUGAUACCAUCGGAUGGCGUUGGUCCUUCAACUGCCAGGUACCCAUCUUCCUCGUUGCCAUCAUUCUAACUUACUUCUUUUUGCCAAACAACAAGAAAGAAGAUAAGAGACCUACAUCACUGGAUAGGAUUGAUUUCACCGGCGCGGCACUUCUUGCUCUGACAAUCAUGGCAUUUCUUCUGCCUUUCGAGAUCAGAGGCUCGAAUGUGCCUUGGUCACAUCCCAUCAUUCCAAGCUUAUUCGUUGCUUCUCUUAUCUUUGGUGGAUUCUUCAUACUCUUUGAAGGUCGCUGGGCAAAAGAACCAAUCUUCCCACUUGACUUGCUUCGAAUCAGAAAUGUCGUUCUUGGUUAUGUGAUUAGUGGCACCCAGUGUGCUGCCCAGCUUGGUUUGAUGUUCUCUGUUCCUCUUUACUUCCAGGUUACCAAAGGGGCUAGUAAUACUGUCGCUGGGGCGUAUCUCUUUCCAGCUGUGGCGGGAAAUGCCAUUGGUGCUAUUCUGGCUGGUUUAGUUAUCAAACGCACUGGAAGAUAUAAACUGGUUCUCCUUGUUGCCACUGUGACAUCAUCAGUGUCAUAUAUACUGCUCCUACUACGCUGGCACGGCCAGACAAACGUCUGGGAAUCACUUUAUAUCUUCCCAGGAGGUCUAGGCACUGGUGCAGUGCAGACAGGAGUCUUUGUUGCGGUCCAGGCUGCCACUGAUCCUACUCACAAGGCGGCUGCCUUGGGUGGAGUCUGGCUGACUGUCAUGGUCGGAGCCAUCGUUGGUAUGACUGCUGUCAGUACUGCAACAAUGCACUUCAUGGCUUCGAGUCUGUCUACUACGCUACAGGGACGUGGUUUUGCCAAAGGCGUAAUUGAAAAGGUCGUUAAUAGGGCCACUUCGGAUAUCAACUACAUUAACAAAGCGGAUCCAACUCUUGCAUCGGCUGUUGUGGAUGCAUAUGUAUACGGUCUAUCUGCCAGCCAUAUCAUUUCUCUCACAUUCUCAGUUGUUGCCAUGUUUUCGGCUUCCUUGAUCAGUGAGAACAAGGUCUAG
Molecule: messenger RNA, 1629 nt
Organism: Fusarium graminearum PH-1
Lineage: Eukaryota; Fungi; Ascomycota; Sordariomycetes; Hypocreales; Nectriaceae
Exons: 4
Coding region: 1-1629 (542 amino acids)
Biological process (GO): basic amino acid transport; transmembrane transport
Cellular component (GO): fungal-type vacuole membrane
Molecular function (GO): basic amino acid transmembrane transporter activity
Source: RefSeq, a predicted model, not a curated record